Messenger RNA from Linderina pennispora, 2814 nucleotides. Its product is annotated as Vps54-domain-containing protein. Gene Ontology annotation, biological process: retrograde transport, endosome to Golgi; Golgi to vacuole transport. NCBI's taxonomy places the organism in Eukaryota, Fungi, Kickxellomycota, Kickxellomycetes, Kickxellales, Kickxellaceae. Bases 1 to 2814 code for a protein of 937 amino acids. Gene Ontology annotation, molecular function: syntaxin binding. Gene Ontology annotation, cellular component: GARP complex. The record is from RefSeq and is a predicted model, not a curated record. The transcript has 7 exons.
AUGAAGCGGCAUUCGGGGAUUGGGAUAAUUCGCAAUCCAGGGGAUGGGCGCGGCGAGCGCAGCCAAACUACAACCCGGCAGCGCCAACAAGGACUUGCGGCCAGUGCGCGGACCGACAGCAGCAGCGAGAAAGACAAGCCCGACACGGCCAGCACCGUGGCGAUGACCGGCGCCAAUGCAAUAGCAGUGCUGACGAGCAACCCGAACAAGGUGCCGUCGCGCAUCCACCGCAACGAGCUGCCGGUGGUGGCCAAGACACACUACCCGCGAGCCAAAAGCUCCGAGUUCGACCGGUACCUGGAGAGCAUUUCGGGCCUAUUCGACCAGUAUGCGAUGAAUGCCCGCACCGGGUACCAGAUCGCGACCGAUGAGCUGGAGCGGUACGAGGCGGCGGUGGAGGAUGCCGAGAAGGUGUUGGAAGCGGCCAGCCAUACGUACUCGAUGGACUCGACGACGAUGGCGGAGCGGCUGCGGGCUUUGGACGGCUACGCGCAGCGAGAGCAGUUUGACCUGAGCGACCCGGCGACAUUCGACAUAGUCACACAGGUGGUACUGGGCCCGCAGCUCAGCACCGAGCUGCUUUCGGCGGAGCGCGCAGCCAUGGCGGGAGCGCGCAUGCAGGAGACACUGUCUGGGUAUAUGGACACAGUGGAAGGGUAUUUGACACGCGAGAUUUCGCGGCGCUCGCCGUCGUUCUUUGCAGCCCUGUCGACGCUGGAGGACCUGCAUAAGGAGACCGACCGGUGCAUAGCCGAGAUCCACGGGCUGCGCGGCGACCUGCGACGCACGGCACACGCGCAGUGCGCGCCCGGCCUGGAGCUGAUCAGGCUCAGAAGGCGGCGGGAUAACCUGGCGGCAGUGCUGCGCGACGUGGAGCUGCUGGGGAGGGCGACUGCAUCGGGAGCGCUGAAUCUGAUCGUCGAAGCACAGGAGAUGGUUGAGCCGGCGCAGCGCGCGAUGCGCUCCGGGCAGGGCAAACCGGGGGUGGCGGCGACGCGGGCGUUCCGGGCGCUGGAUGCACGGCUGACGCGGGCGCUCAGCUCGGUAUCGGAGUUUGCCGAGCGCGAGCUGGCCAGCACGCUGCUGCGGGAUAUGCGCGAGUUUGUAGACGACGGACUGUCGCGCGCCGGGCAGUUCGACAGCUCGCAGGUGGGCAUCUACCAGGCGAACCUGGGCUUGCAGCUAUCGCCUCUCGUGCUUGGGUUGGCGCGCAUUGGCGGAGUGGCAGGCGCCCUGCGGAUCUACCGUGACCACCUGAUGGCCGAGACAGCAGAGCUGAUCGAGGGUCUGUAUCCGCACAGCUUUCCGCGCAGCCACGGCCACGCAAUGUUCAACGAUGCGACGCAGCAGCGCAGCCUGAAUGCGGCGGUGCGUGCGCUGACGUUUGACCAGUUCCGCAGCCUGCUAGGGCAGCAACAGCAGCUUCUGCUUCUGAUCAUAACGCAUAUUGGCAUGAGCGCAUUGGACGGCUCGGCUCACUACGCAGUGGCCAAGGGUGAUCUGCAGCGGUCGCUGGACGAGACAUUCGAGACGUUCAUGGAUGUUGCGCACGUGCGGUGUGCCAAGCUGGUGAACCACCGGUCGGAGCAGAAUGCGCGGCUGAGCCUGGCCGGGUUUUAUGCCCUGUAUGCAGAGAUUUCGCAGUUUGUCGCGCAGUACGAGCAGCUGUGUGGCAAGAUGUGCUUUGGGCUGCGUGGCACGCUGACGGCGCAAGGCAAAGGCUCGCGGCAGAUCCACAUUCUUAUAGAGAACGAGCAGUGGGUGCAGGCCGAGGUGCCGAUUGACUUCCAGAACCUGGUCAAUCAGGUGGUGGAGGCUGCAGGUCAACAGACCGCGACCGAGCCAACCAGCCCGCUGGUGCUAGGAGCUGGCACGCCAGGAAUCAGCACGCCAGGAAUUGGUACGCCGAGAAUCGGCACUCCAGGGAUCAAUACACCGGCGAGUGGGCCGUUGGCGCUGAGUAGCGGCCAAACAAGUAGCGAGUCGCCGCUGCCAAGCAAAGCUCUAGAUGGCAGGGCGUUUGAGGGUGUGCAUACGCAGAUGGUGAUGGCAACCAAGGCGGCGGACUCUGAUGUGGCGUCAGUGCGGUCAGUGGACACGGCGGGGAUCGGGCUGAUGCAUAUUGGCGGCGAGUCGUUCCACGUGGUCGGGUGCAGCCUGGUGCUAGUCAAGAGCGUGGUGGAGUACCUGCAGUGUGCGGUCAACAUCCCGGUGCUGGUGACGGAUGUUCUGCAGCGGCUGGUGGAGGUGUUCAAGGCAUUCAAUUCGCGCACAUGCCAGGUGGUGCUAGGGGCAGGGGCGAUGCGGUCAGCGGGGCUCAAGAACAUCUCGGCGAAGCACCUGGCGCUGGCGUCGGAGUCGCUGGGGCUAUGCAUGGAGCUAUUGCCGUAUGUCAAGGAGUGUCUGCGACACGUGAUGUCAUCAACGCAGGCUGGGCUGCUGGGGCAGCUGGACCGCGCGGUGGGCGAUUUUGCAAACCACCAGCACGAGCUGCACCGCAAACUGGUGCAGAUCAUGGCGGACCGGGGCGACUACCACUGCCGGAUGCUGGGGGCAACCAAAUGGGACAGCGCAGCAGCGGUGCCGGCGCCGGCAAUCGAUGGGCUGGCAAAGGAGGUGCGCAAGCUGCACCGCGUGCUGAAGCGGUACCUGCCGGAGGCGGCGGUGCGGUGGGUGUUUGGGCAGAUCUUUGCUAUGUACGGCGACAAGCUGACAGCGCAGUACGCGCGGCUGCGGAUUACCACAGCCGAGGGUAAGCGCCAGUUGUUGGCAAACUCGCAGUAUCUGCUGAAGAAUGGCCGUCAACAACAUUGA